Closterium sp. NIES-65 is the source of this 3672-nucleotide messenger RNA. The record is from the annotation of a GenBank genome assembly. Lineage: Eukaryota; Viridiplantae; Streptophyta; Zygnematophyceae; Desmidiales; Closteriaceae.
AUGCUACCGUACCUCUUUCCCGACCUUGCUUCUUUUGCCACAGUCGCCGACCUCAUUACCCACCUGCGCACUAGUGACGCUCGCUUCCGCGCUGCGCUUCCUGCUGAGGACGACUUACUCUUAGUCUGCCCCACCACUCUCACUGUUGACCUCCUCGAGAAGUCCCUCCUAGCAGCCGAGAAGAGCAUUCUCGCUAUAGGGGCCUCUGGUGGUGACCCGCGCACCCCCAUCUUUGAGGGGUGUUCCCCCUCCCCCCUCCUGCCCUCUGUCGCCUCUGCUGCUACGGCCGACCUAGUUGGUUUUGAGUCGGUCGGUGCGGCGUCUGCCCCCAGUGGGAGACGUCGCUCUGGCAAGGGCAAGGGGGGCAGGAGCGGUGGUGGAGGCGGCGGGGGCGGUGGAGGCGGCGGUGGAGGCAGCGGAGGAGGUGGGGGUGGUAGCGGGGGUGGUAGCGGGAGUGGUGGCGGGAGUGGAGGUGUCAGCGGCGGCAAUGGAAGCGGGGGUGGCAGCGGCGGUGGUGGUGGGAGUGGAGGCGGAGGCGGCGGUGGCGGCAGCGAAGGUGGGAGUGGCGGUGGCAGCGGAGGUGGUGGCGGCGGCGGCGGAGGAGGCGGCGGAGGAGGUCGUGGCUCGUCGCAGAGGAGUGGCUCCGGUGGCGGUCACCACCAGCAGCAGCGGCAGCAGCGUGGUCAGGAGACCCUCUCCCCGCAGCAGCUCCGUGAGUGGUACGUUGCACGUCAGAGGGGUGGGGGUACUGGUCCGUGCACCUACGUCCUGCGCACUGGCGACCGUGCGGGUGAGCCGUGUGGUGGUCCACACUCCGCCCAGCGCUGCUUCGGCCGCCUGACUGACGCUUGGCGCCGCCAGUUUCCUGACGCCUCUGAGAUCCCUCGCUGGGACCAGCUGUCUAGGGCAGGAGUAGCUAUCUUUGAUCUUGACUUUGAUGCUAUUCUUGCUGCCAUGUAUGCUGUGACUAUUAGUGAGGAGGGUGACUGUUACCGGUGUUUCCCGCCCGACCCGGGCAUUGGUACUGCGGCUCUAGGUGCUGUUGAGGCUGCUGCUCCAGGUGCUGGUGAGGCUGUCGCUCUAGGUGCCAGUGAGUCUGUGUCCUCAGGUGCUGGUGAGUCUGCUCUCUCAGGUACUGCGUCGGCUCCGCCCUCUCUCACCUUCACUCUUGACUCAGGGGCGUCUCGCUCCUUCUUUCGAGACCGCACCACACUCACGCCACUUAGUCGGCCAGUGGCGGUCUCCCUGGCGGACCCCUCUGGGGGUCCUGUUCUGGCUCGCUACUCCACUGUCCUGCCGUGCCCUGCGGUCCCGUCUGGCGCCCUGUCCGGGGUCGACCAGUUCACCCCUGCACGCCGACGGGACACCCACUGCACGGACGCGGACACGGGUCGACACUUGACCACGUUCACACGUGGGCCGGGGUCGAGCCUGUACACACUCACUGUUCCGUCUCCUCCUCCUGCGUCUGGUCAGGUGGCUGCGUCGGGUCAGGUGUUUGCUGCUGCGUCCAGGUCUGGUCCUGAGUCUGCCCCCUGCUCGUGUCGCCUCCUGUCCCACGAGACCCUCCUGUGGCACCACAGGAUGGGUCACCCCUCCCUGCCUCGUCUCCGGGGCAUGGCCUCUCGCCUUCUUGUCUCUGGCCUUCCCCGGUCCCUCCCUCCCCUUCCUCCGGGGCCUGGCCUUCCCUGUGUCCCCUGUGUCGAGGGUCGCCUGCGGGCUACCCCUCACUCCUCCCCGUUUCCUCCGACGGAGGCCCCGAUGCAGACGCUUCACAUGGACGUGUGGGGCCCAGCCCGCGUCCGUGGGCAGGGUCACGAGCGCUACUUCCUGCUGGUGGUUGACGACUACUCGCGUUACACCACAGUCUUCCCCUUGCGCAGCAAGGGUGAGGUCACUGAGGUGUUGAUCGACUGGAUCCGUGCAGCCCGUCUCCAGCUCAGGCGGAGCUUCGGCUCGGACUUUCCUGUUUUGCGUCUGCACUCGGACAGAGGCGGAGAGUUCUCCUCCGGCCUUCUGCGAGCCUACUGUCGGGCACGAGGCAUCCGCCAGACCUUCACGCUUCCGGACUCUCCACAGCAAAAUGGGAUUGCUCAGCGCCGCAUCGGCAUUGUCAUGGACGUCGCCCGUACGUCCAUGGUGCAUGCGGCUGCCCCCCAUUUUCUGUGGCCGUUUGCGGUUCGGUACGCCGCGCAUCAGAUCAACCUUCAGCCCAGGGUCUCCAGACCGAAGACCUCCCCAGCUUUGCUGUGGACGGGGAAGGUUGGCGAUGCGUCGGCAUUCCGAGUCUGGGGAUCUCGGGCGUUUGUCCGCGACUUGUCUGCGGACAAGCUGUCCCCUCGUGCUGCUCCUUGCGUCUUCCUGGGUUUUCCCCCUGACGCACCUGGGUGGCAGUUUUACCACCCCACCUCUCGUCGUGUUCUGUCCUCCCAGGAAGUCACGUUCGACGAGUCGGUUCCCUUCUACCGGCUCUUCCCCUACCGCACUCCGUCCCUCCCCCCCCCGCCCCUCUUCCUGGUCCCAGGUCCCCCCCCGGUAGACCCCCUCCCCCCUCAGGGUCCUGCCCCUUCAGGUGUGUCUCAGGUAGACGCGGUCGAGCCUGUCGAGGUCACUGGUGACUCUGGUGCUGCUGCGGGUGCUGAGCCUGGGGGUGCUGAGACUGGGGGCGCUGAGACUGGGGGUGCUGAGACUGGGGGUGCCGAGCCUGGGGGUGCUGAGACUAGGGGCGCUGAGCCUGGGGGUGCUGAGACUGGGGGCGCUGAGCCUGGGGGUGUUGAGACUGGGGGUGCUGAGCCUGGGGGUGCUGAGCCUGGGGGUACUGAGCCUGGGGGUGCUGAGCCUGGGGGUGCUGUGCCUGGGGGUGCUGAGCCUGGGGGUACUGCGUCUGGGAGUGCUGCGCCUGCUGCUUCUGUUCCUGGUGGUUCUCCAGACCGUUCUUCGCGCCGCGAGCCGCUCUCUCCUCUGGAGCUGCGUGAGUGGUUUGCCCGGCGCUGGAGGCGAGCUGCUGGAGCUGGGGGUACUGCGGGUGCUGGAGGUUCCGUUGCUGCUAAGGGAGCUGGUACCACGGGUCCCGGAGGUGCUCGUACUGAGGGUACUGGAGCUGCCGGGCCCGGGGGUGCCUCUGGAGCUGGAGCUGCUGCGGGUGCUGGCACUGAGGCUAUGACUGUCGGUCCUACUGCGGGUACUUCUGCAGCUGCUGGUGGUGCUGGAGUUGGAGCUGCUACUGGUGCUGGUGCUGCCUCUGGAGGUGUUGGUGCGGUCCCUGCUGUCUUUGGCGGUGCUGCGCGGCCUCGGCCGUACUUCGUUCCGCUCCUUCAGCAGGUUCUUGGUCUCCCGCCUUCCACUGGUCCUUCUCCUCCCGUAGAGUGUCCGCAGCCUGUCCCGUCACAGUCACAAUUACAGCCCGCCUCUCCCCUGCCUUCUCCUUCUCCCUACGCUAAUCCUACUGGAGGUCUUGCUGAGCGUCGUGAGCCUGCGUCCCGCCCUCCGUGGCCAGUCCGAGCUGCUCGCCUUAGUGGUCGCGGUUCGCGUCAGCGUCCUCCUCCUGUCCCUGGCACACACCAGAUGUCUCUGCGUCCGUCCACUGCUCCUCUGCGUGCCCCUUUGCCUUCUCCUCCUCAGUCUUCUCUUCCUACACUUGCCGACCCGGAUCCGCUGCUGCGUCUGCCCUAG